Molecule: messenger RNA, 942 nt
Organism: Leptosia nina
Lineage: Eukaryota; Metazoa; Arthropoda; Insecta; Lepidoptera; Pieridae
Source: the annotation of a GenBank genome assembly
AUGGGAGCAAUUUUCAAAAGAUUUACGCCUAGCUAUGUCAUAGUUAGCGUCUUACGUCUCUUGAUGGAGGAGCUGCUACUUGAUGUACGUAACGGCUAUUCGUGUGUUCCUGUCGCGUUGGCUGAUGGUUUGGAUAUCAAGCUGGGCACAUCCAUCACUGAAAUAUCCUACGGAGGACCAGGGGUUACGGUGAAAGCUGUGAAUCCUAGAGCACCUGGACAGACUCAGACCUACAAAGGCGACGUGGUCCUCUGUACACUGCCGUUGGGCGUCCUCAAAGUGGCCGUGGCGAGCAAUGGCCAGAAUCAGCAGAACUUUGUCCAGUUCGACCCGCCGCUGCCUGAUUGGAAGGUUGCUGCGAUAAAACGGCUGGGUUACGGCAACUUGAACAAAGUAGUUUUAUGCUUUGAACGCAUUUUCUGGGAUCCGAGCGCGAAUCUCUUUGGUCACGUUGGGACGACAACAGCGAGUCGAGGUGAAUUGUUCUUGUUCUGGAACCUUUACAGUGCCCCAGUUCUUCUGGCUCUGGUGGCUGGUGAAGCAGCUGCUGUAAUGGAGAACGUGACCGAUGACGUCAUCGUGGGUCGGUGUAUCGCUGUGCUGAAGAGCAUUUUUGGGCAUGCAGCUGUGCCUCAGCCGAAGGAAUGUGUGGUGACACGAUGGCGGGCUGAUCCAUUUGCUCGUGGCUCGUACAGUUUUGUGGCUGUCGGUUCAUCUGGGGCUGACUACGAUCUUCUAGCCGCACCUGUGCCAGACGCAUCCGGGGAAAACAGGCUUUUCUUUGCUGGUGAACACACAAUGCGAAACUACCCUGCAACGGUACAUGGCGCAUUCUUAUCUGGGCUGCGUGAAGCUGGGCGAUUGGCAGAUUUGCUGGUGCCGCUUCCACCCGUCACUAACGCUACGGUAGCUGCGGCAACAGCAAACGCUAACCACGCUUAA